Molecule: messenger RNA, 2511 nt
Organism: Agrilus planipennis (emerald ash borer)
Lineage: Eukaryota; Metazoa; Arthropoda; Insecta; Coleoptera; Buprestidae
Product: protein lethal(2)essential for life-like
Exons: 1
Coding region: 1775-2359 (194 amino acids)
Biological process (GO): protein refolding; response to heat
Molecular function (GO): protein folding chaperone
Source: RefSeq, a predicted model, not a curated record
AAGUAAUUUGCUUCAUUUUAUACAAAAAGAUUUACCUAUUUCUUUUGGCUGUAAUGAUGUUGUUAAUAACAAUUUUUCGAAAAAUAAACUAUGAUUGCUACGUAUAAAAAAUACACUGUGUGAACCCUGAUUUAAAUUUAGCAGAAGCAUGUAGGUAGAUAUUGUGUCUAUUAUUGUUAUCAUUUCAUAAUGCAAAGCAAAUUUGAAAAAUUCCAGCAAAUUUCUUACUUGGGUAUCUACUUACAUGGUACCCAUGAAGGUAUUUAAUUUAAAAUGCCAAAAUAUAAACUUGGUAGAGGAAUAAUUUUAAUUUAUUUAAGUAUUUCUGCAACAUAUCUAAUUUGGAAUAAUGGUACCUACUUAUGAAAUAGAUUUAAUUAAAGCCUUACGUGUAAUAAUUUAAAAGAUCUAUCCCAGCCUUUAAAAUUUAUUUGGUAUACAGUUUGAAAUUCACCUUCGAUGAGUUCAAGGUCUGUUAAAUUGCCAUAGCAACAGAAGGCUAAAGCUCAGGAUUUGUAAAUGUAAAGAUCAACAUGUACAUGUUUUUGUCAUAGCCAAACGUUUAGGUACCUACCUACAUGCCUAGUAUGUAUAGGUAGGUAGGUAAUUAUGGAUAAGAACAUAAGUAUCUAUCUACCUAUUCUGUAUUAUUACAUUUUCAUGGUAGUGAAAAAAUUGGGCGUUAUUUAUAUAUUUAUCAUUUCUGUUCCUGGCUGCAUUAGGAAUUUGUUGUUGGUAUAGGUCGCUGGUCGCGAAAGUGCAAUCAAUGAACGCGAGGUUGCCAGCUCUGCCACUGACAUGGCUUUUAGGGUUCUAAUUACACCAACGCCCAUCAAUUAAAAAAAAAAAGAAAAAAAUGCCUAUAUAAGUACCUAUUUUCAAAUUAACUACCAACUUACAUAAAUUGUACGCUACCUGAUUUUUUUAAUGACAGUUAAUGCCUCUCAUGGUACCUAAUUUAUACAAUGCCCAAUAAAAACAACGAAUCUUUAGUUUUGGUACUAUAUUUUCGGUAUUCUUUUAUGUAUCUGUAAUGGAGCAGCUGUUUCAAUGUAGUGUUACCGAAGCAGCUGUUACAAUACAUACACUGUACAUAGGUAGGUAAAUAAUGAAAAGUAUAAAGGCAUACUGUACAUAGAUAGGCACCAAAAAUCGCCAAAAAUAAUAGUUCCAUUAUUCAUAAGUUGUGAAAAUUUGAGUAAUUCUUCAUUUCAUUAAACAAUGGUUAAGUAUUUCCGAUCAAGUUGAAAUAUUUUAUUAAAUUUUAUUGUUAUCGUUAAAAGAUAAAAGCUUAUCAGGCUCGUUCAUAAUAUUAAUGGGGAACGAAUAAUGUUCCAUCAUAUUCCAGAGGGUUCCAGUCACUUCUGUAUUAAAUAUUUUUUUUUUAAUGAAUAAUUUCAAAAUACGAAAAUAAGGGAUCAAAUUGGUAGAUAUAUUUUAUUCGUAGAUAGUAUAAAACGAUCAAAUCAAAAUCCACAAAUUUCCAUUGUUUUGUGAAUAGCGAAAAUGCCAAUAAUUUUCCAUUUUGUAACAAGUCUCAUGUUUAAUAUCAACUUCCGAAAAUACCUCCAUAAAAGUACGUUAUAUCCACUCGGAAUGUUCCCUCAUUUUCGAGAGGGUUCUAGUAAGUUCUCCGGCGCUAUAAAUGAGAAGCGCGAUGGCCGUCCGCCUCAGUGUAUAGUUUCAAAGCGCGAAGUGACAAACAGAGCGAUAUUCUUAAAGCGAUUGUAUAUUGUACAGUGCGUUCCUGAAUCUGCAGUGUUAAAAAAAAAAAAUGUCGUUGUUAACAUAUUCGCUGCUUCCGUUGCUGAUGUCGGAUCCCUUCAGUUACCGACCAUCCCGACUUCUGGAUCAACAGUUUGCCCAAGAACUAACACCUGAGGAUUUGAUCAGCGCAGUUAUCGAUCCCAAAUGUUCGAUGUUUAAUCGAGGGUUGUAUUACAGACCGUGGCGGUCGGGUUUGUCAGCUAAAGACGUGGGUUCGACGAUCAGCGAAAGCGACGGUAAAUUCCUGAUAAAUCUGGACGUCCAACAGUUCAAACCGGAAGAGAUCAGCGUAACUACGAAUGAUAAAGAUACAAUUACCGUCGAGGGGAAACACGAAGAGAAACAGGACGAACAUGGAUCAAUUUCGAGGCAUUUUGUGCGAAAAUACAUCCUGCCCAAGCAGUUUAACAUCCAAGAACUUUCUUCGGAACUGUCUUCGGAUGGAGUGUUGACAAUUUCGGCUCCCAAACUCGAAAAAGAAUUGACCGACGAGAGGAAAAUUUCAAUAACUCAGACCGGAAAACCCAGCCGCCCAGCAGAAAUUGAUAAUCAAAAAUCUAACGAAAACAGCACAGAAGAACCGCCAAAAUAAAUUUAAUUCAACUGUGUCAUAUUUCUUAAUUAAGACUGUUUUGUAAUAGAUCUUUAGAUUAAUUUUAUAUACGUUUUGUUAAUGCCAUUAUUUAUUUGUAUGUGUGUAUAUACUUAUGUUCAUGUAGCUACAGGUAAAUAAAAAUAAAUAUC